Molecule: messenger RNA, 7766 nt
Organism: Pecten maximus
Lineage: Eukaryota; Metazoa; Mollusca; Bivalvia; Pectinida; Pectinidae
Exons: 6
Coding region: 254-988 (244 amino acids)
Source: RefSeq, a predicted model, not a curated record
UAUUACAAAUCGCGGUCUGAACGGUUGGACCAUAGGGGCGUGUCUGGUCUUAUAUGAAAUAAGGACAGGACUGGUGAUUGGAUGUUGCUUCCAAGCGAAACUUAUUAAGACUCCAAGGCCUGAAUUAAUAUAUCUUUAUAGAUAUACAGUCCGUCAAGAUUCAUGCUGAAAUGUUCCCUUUAAACAAGCAGGACCUAUGCGGGGUAUGUCUCGGACUGGAUAAUUACCUGACUAAGGCGUUCAAGGAGAAGCCAUGCCAAAACGGGUAUUGAAACAGGAUACAGCUGAUUCAGAGGAAAGCAAACCAAAAAAUGCAAAAGUUACGGUCAACAAACCAAAGAACUAUGCAAAGCUCAUUGAUGAGUCAACAAAUUUUGAGACAGCGGAUCUCAAUUUCACAGAGAAAAUUCCUUCCAAAAACAAGCAUGGUCAGUUAGAAUUUCCAGACUGGCCUGAGUUCCGACCAACCAUGACUCCGAAAGAAGUUUUGCAGGCUGGAAGUUUUGGUGGAACAUAUUUUCGCUCGAUCAAAUCGGGUGUAACUGGUAAAAGUUACUCAGGUGCUGAAGUUUACAAAGAAUUUCCUUCUGACUGGUUUGAGGGCCUUAACAUUGUGAAGCAGGUGACUAGUGGUACAUAUCGUAACGAGGUCAACAUUUACAAGGUCAAAUGUGGAGGAAGUCUGGAUAUGUGGGAGGAGAGUGGCUGGAUACACAAACAAGAUCCCUACGGCUGGUUCCAAUGGUACUGUAGGUUUUACCUGGGCAGACGGACUCCUGAUGACGAACGACAAGUUGGUCGCUGGCUGCGGUGCGCAGGUGUAACAGGACGCUGGAGGAACAACCUGAUCUCCAAGUGUGCUAAGUCAGGCUGUGGCUACGACAACAAGGGGGUCUCACCAGUUGUCCGACAGACUCUCCAGCACUGGGCGUACAGACUCAACAGUGAUGACUUCAAUGCGUAUGUUAAGAAGAAAGGCCUGAAAUAGGAUGAAAUUUAGGCGAGCAAUGGACUGAAACAGAAAACAGAACAGAAUAUAAUAUGUAGUCUUUGAAAGUACUGGGAACAAUUUACUGGUAAAAUUUACAUUUCACCUCUGUUCAGUUUGCUGUUCAUAGGUGCAAUAUAGUAGAACAGAGCAUAUAAUUAGGGGGUCAAAGUCGAUCCCUCCUUCCCCGAGCGCUGGGUCACAGAAACUAUACUAGUGGGGCCUUAGACAUCAUGGAACUAGCAUUAAUAUUGACAUCCUAGAAGUCUUUUCAGUCUAUUUUGUUGGUUUUGGUUCCAUAAUGUUCAGUAUUUCUCCCACAAAUUCAAGUUCUUAGUAUGUGCCCUUUUUCAAAAUGGCGGCCAUAAGGCCCACCGAACAGGUUGCUGAAGCGAGGAAGCUCCUCGGGCAAUAAUCCCAAUACCUGUCCGAGAUUGCUGGUAAAUACAAAAAAAAUAUAUGUUUAAAUAAAUCAGAAAUUACACCAACACUCUUGAGAUACUCUUGAGUGAUAAAAAUUUGGUGUUAAACGGCAUAAAAGGUGAAUUUUAGUACAAUUUCAUCUGUAAUGAAAAUUACAUUUUUUAAGUAAUUAAUUUAAAGAGAAUGUAAUGUGCAUGGAAUGGAAUACUUAUGUUGGGUUUUUAUGAAGUAUUUUUAAAGAAAACAUUGGUUUUGAGAAAGACUUUCAUUUUUUUGAAUUAAUUACACAAACUGUUCAGUAGUAAAAAAUUACCAUGACAACGUCUAGCUGGGUUUCUCGACUGAAAUCCAAAUGUUUACUAGUUUCGACACUAACGUGUGUCGUCAUCAGAACAACUUUGAAAUUCAAGCAAUCAGGUAUAAGGUGAAAAAUGCCUUGCCUAGUCUGGCAACCAUAAAAACUUCUUAUAGUGUAUGACGUAGUACAUAAAUAACAAACAAAUGACGUCAUCGACAAUAAAGUCAAGACUGGUAGUGCGAAAAGUUCUGUACACAUUCGGAAUGUGAAAGUACAUGGUAGAAUAUAUUACCCUGCAUGUACGUGAUCCAUCUCGCAAUCCCUUGUCUAGUUCCCAGAAUGAACAACUCUCGCUAUAAUUGCUCAAAAUUGUCCAUGGCAAAAACACAUUCCCGCACAUGUUAAAUCAUGUCACACCAUGUGUCAACUGACAAAAAGUUUAGUAGUUAAAAUAUGUUUUAAUGAUCUGAUUGAGGAGAUGUCUAAAACACUGGCUGGCAAAGAUUCCAGAUAAUAACGAAACCAACAGCGGAUUUUUUUCAAAGAAUUUUUUUUUUGCAGGGGACAUUUUUUUUCCAAUAAAACAGAUACGGGUGUGAAAAACAAAAAUUCAAUUUUAUUUGGCCUUAAUUUUAACAAAGAAAACCCCUAAAAAAGUAUGUAUAUAUAAAUAGAAAAAAAAAAUCAAGUGAAAGUGAUGGCUAAGUGACCAAAUUUUCAUCGUGACUUCCAUGACCAUUUAAAUCAUACUGCAAAUGUUAGUGGACAGGUCACACUUCCUCCCUCCUUUACACUAAGCGGUGUAUCCUUGUCAAGUUCUACAGAAGAGAUACUCGUGUACCUACAGAAACAUGCUUUAGAUAUAGCAUGUACAAUCAUGACAUAGAAAGGAAAUGCAUUCCUCUCAUGAUCUUGUCGGAUUUCAAAACAUCUGACAGAAGGCACAUUCUUCUUCAUAGAAGAGUCUGAAUAAAGAACCUAUAGAUAAAUAUCAAAUAAAGAAAUAUGAGAAAAAAAUCUCAGGUUUAACUCCAUCAGACAGAAGAUAUGAGCCAGGCUCUUCUAUAUCACUGGCAUGUCUUAUGGUUUAAGUAAAUAAGAUAGGUUUGGUUUUCUUCUAAGUGUUUAACAUCAUCAGGUGUUUCUGCAUUAAGUUACUAAAGAAAAAAAAUCAUGAUUUUCGUUGGCUUGGGAAAUCUAAAAUCUGGAGAAGAUUUUAUGUUCUUUUCUCUUUUCAUUGGCUGGGGAAAUCUAAAAUCUGGACAAGAUUUUAUGAUCUGUUUUUCUUAUCGUUGGCUCGGGAAAUCGAAAAUCUGGACAAGAUCUUAUGAUCUUUUCCUCUUUUCAUUGGCUGGUGAAGUCUAAAAUCAUGAGCAGAGGCGAUAAUCUUGUUUCUCUUCCUCCAUUGGCUGGAGGAUUCAAAAAUCUGGAAAUGAUUUUAUUAUCUUUAUCAAAUUAAAGAAUGAACUUAAUUCAUUAAGUAUUAAUCAUUAAAACAUAUCUAUGACAUCAUCCAUUGUUUGUAUAGACCAUUAUAUCUAAUAAUGGACUGUUAUCAGUCCAUUAUUAGGACAAACUGUCCAUUAUUUCCAUAAAUAAUGGACAGUUUUUUUGGACGGGUGGAAAAAUAAUUCAAACAACAAAAAUGUACACUUCAUCUUUAUUAAUCCAUUGAUACUGUAAUCGAACAGAAUUUCGUUAUAGUAUCACAUGUACAAGCUGUAUAUAUAAUCAGACAGAAUUUCGAUAAGGUAUCACAAACUGUAUAAUCCACCAGAAUUUCGAUAUAGUGUCACAUGUCCAACAAGAAUUUCUGUAUAUCAAGAUGGUGGACAUUGAUGAUUAACAAUAAACAUAAUUCCCUGUAAAAAAAAUGGUUCUAAGAUCAGAAGAACUAUGUUUUUUGUUGUUUUUUUUUUGCAGAAAAUUAUCGUACAACUCUGGUUUUUGAAUCCGAAACAAUGCAGUGUUAAUGAGUUGUUCUUAUACAACUGUUGGCAAAUUCUUGCGGAAUGCAGUCUGUUUCUGAAAAGAAGUUAGUUCCCAGUUUACUUCAGGAGUAACGCCGUAGUUCCUAGUUUACUUUAGGAGUGACGUCAUACAUUAGUAUUUGCCUCAGUAUUCGUACAUUUGUAUCACAGAUCUUACUUCAGUAGUUCAUUCAGUAUUCGUACAUUUGUAUCACUGAAAAGUGUUGAAUAACAUAAGAUGCAUCAUUGUCUUGAUUUUUGAUAAUCUUUUUAGCAUUUUAGAUAUCUUGGAUACUAGUAACUAGCAACUGUUAGCAAGUUCUUGUGGAAUGCAGUCUGUUUCUGAAAACAAGUUAGUUCCCAGUUUACUUCAGGAGUAACGUCGUAGUUCCCAGUUUACUUCAGGAGUAACGUCAUAGUUCCCAAUUUACUUCGGAAGUAACGUCAUAGUUCCCAGUUUACUUCGGGAGUAACGUCAUAGUUCCCAGUUUACUUCGGGAGUAACGUCAUAGUUCCCAGUUUACUUCAGGAGUAACGUCAUAAUUCCUAGUUUACUUCAGGAGUAACGUCAUAGUUCCCAGUUUACUUCAGGAGUAACGUCGUAGUUCCCAGUUUACUUCAGGAGUAACGUCAUAGUUCCCAGUUUACUUCGGGAGUAACGUCAUAAUUCCUAGUUUACUUCGGGAGUAACGUCAUAGUUCCCAGUUUACUUCGGGAGUAACGUCAUAGUUCCCAGUUUACUUCGGAAGUAACGUCAUAGUUCCCAGUUUACGUUUGAAGUAACGUCAUAGUUCCCAGUUUACUUCGGGAGUAACGUCAUAGUUCCCAGUUUACUUCGGGAGUAACGCCGUAGUUCCUAGUUUACUUCAGGAGUGACGUCAUACUUUAGUAUUUGCCUCAGUAUUCGUACAUUUGUAUCACUGAAAAGUGUUGAAUAACAUAAGAUGCAUCAUUGUCUUGAUUUUUGAUAAUUUUUUUAGCAUUUUAGAUAUUUUGGAUACUAGUAACUAGCAACUGUUAGCAAGUUCUUGUGGAAUGCAGUCUGUUUCUGAAAACAAGUUAGUUUCCAGUUUACUUCGGGAGUAACGUCAUCUUUCCCAGUUACUUAAGGAGUAACGUCAUAGUUCCCAGUUUACUUUAGGAGUGACGUCAUACUUUAGUAUUUGCCUCAGUAUUCGUACAUUUGUAUCACUGAAAAGUGUUGAAUAACAUAGGAUGCAUCAUAUUGUUUUGCUUUUUGAGAUUUUUUUUAGCAUUUUAGAUAUUUUGGAUACUAGUAUCGAGCAACUGUUAGCAAGCGCUUGCAGAAAGCAGUCUGUUUCUGAAAACAAGUUAGUUCACAGUUUACUUCGGGAGUAACGUCGUAGUUUCUGGUUUACUUCUAGGGGUGACGUUUUUCUUUAUUAGUUCACUCAGUAUCCGUACAUUUGUAUCACUGAUCUUACUUCAGUAGUUCACUCAGUAUUCGUACAUUUGUAUCACUGAAAAGUGUUGAAUAACAUAAGAUGCAUCAUUGUUUUGCUUAUCUUUGAUAUUGUAUCUUUGAUACUAGUAACUAGCAACUGUUAGCAAGUUCUUGUGGAAUGCAGUCUGUUUCUGAAAACAAGUUAGCUCCCAGUUUACUUUAGGAGUAAUGUCAUAGUUCCUAGUUACUUCAGGAGUAACGUAAUAGCUCCCAAUUUACUUUAGGAGUAACGUCGUAGUUCCCGGUUUCACUCAGUAUUCAUACAUUUGUAUCACUGAUCAUACUUCAGUAGUUCACUCAGUAUUCGUACAUUUGUAUUACUGAUCAUACUUCAGUAGUUCACUCAGUAUUCGUACAUUUGUAUCACUGAAAAGUGUUGAAUAACAUACAAUGCAUCAUUGUUUUGAUUUUUGAGAUUUUUUUUAGCGUUUUAGAUAUCUUGGAUACUAGUACUCUUAACCAUAUAGUUAAAAAAAUCUUGAUAUAUAUAAAUAAAUAAAUAAAUGUGUAAAUAAAAAGAAAAAAAACUACAAAAUGUAACUAAUCAUGAAAAUGAAAUUGUGUUUAAAAGCAGCAUAUAUUGAAAUAAUCAGACUUCACCGACAAAACAAAUUCACUAUUAUAAUAUUUGCUUAAUAUUUGCUUAGUCAUUGUAAGCAAAUAUCAAAUAUGGUCUGUUUGGAAAACACUUUAUUAGUGUUAUUGCGCGAUAUCAUUGAUCAAAUUUAUCUGUAUCUAUAAAAUACGGUUAGCUUCUUAUUAUAGUUCUUAAUGAGAUUUUAUUUCAGUUCAUGGUAUAUAACAUUUCUAUCUAGUCUAAUCGUGAUUUGUAUUUCAUGUUUCGUGUUAUUUACCAGAUCCGUUCCUCUCUUCCACUACAACAUGUUUGAUUAAACAAGUCACAUUUUGAUAGUGUUUGAUUAACAAGCAUGUUAUUAUCUAACGAAGCUGUAUUAAAAUCUGUGUCGCAUUAUUUUAUAUACAUGUAUACGUAAAUGGUCCAUUUGAUCCGGCUCUGAGCUGUGGUAGCAUUUGUUUUUGCCCUUUACCACAAACAUUGCUUGGCUCACCGCAUUUAGGCUUGCCAUGUAUUCGACUCUUUGGUCUGGUUUUUGCCUGUUCUGUGUUCUCAACGAUUUUUGCUGAUUUUUCAGCAAUGACCCAAAAAGGUGGUGCUGAAAUGUCACCCUUCUUGUCACAAUUCCAAAUGGAGCGAGGUUUUUCUCGUGCAAAUUUAUGGCUAUCAGAUAAUGAUCUGUGACUCUGUAUAAUAUAGUAUUUGGGUUGAAAGGAAAGAUACAAAUAAUUCUUACCAAAUAUGGUAUGGUAAAGAAUCAUUUUCUGAUUCAGCUGUGAUGACCAAUGUUUAUAUUCAGCAUUAGUGACCCAAAGAUAUUGUAUAUACUAAUUUUACGCAUUUCCCUUUUUGUACAAAAUGAUGCGAUUCUGUUUAUUUUUGGGUAUAAAUUGCUUAUCAAUUGAUAUUGGCCCUUGUAUGUAGCUAAUCUGCUACAUCAUGAGGCCAUUACAGGAACCGGUCACAGGGAUUUUCCUACAAUUUUUUAACUGGGUCCAGGAUCCAUUGAAUUUGGAAUUUCUAAGCCACACAAUGUGACAUUUUGGUAAAACAAAAAAUAGUGAAAUUUUCUUUGAUGAAUAUUGCCUUUCUAUUAAUUUUGAUUGCAUUUUGUUAUGUAUAACGGUUUUCUUAUUUUUCAAAUAUCUUAAUAUAGGUCUUUGUAGAUAAAUCUUACUUAUUAUAUAUAAUCAUUCAAAAGUGACUUCAAGAUUGGCAAAUUGUUAGAGACAAAUUCGGAAUUUUCACAAGAAUUUUUUAGGGUAAUGGAUCCUUUAAACAGACCCUGUUGCUAUUGUUGGAAAAUCCCUGGGUCAGUAUUAAAAUUUGGCUGCCACCAUUAUAUUGAUGUAGCUGAUUCUUAGGAAGACAGCCAGAUAUUUAUGAUCAACUCCUAUGAUGGCCUCAGGAUGUAGCAAAUUUCCUACAUCGUAAAGGGCCAAUACCCUAAAAGCUCUUAUAAUACCAGAAAUCUUGUCAUGACAUCAGAAACAACGUAACUUGCUAUAUAUGCAUGCCAAGGUGUGGUGUGUGUAGUCUUUCAAUCAGCCUCAUUUAGCUUACCUGUCUGAAAGACAUUUCAAAGACUCUUUGAAGAAUUGAAUGGCCUAGACUUACUAGGAAAAAUUUUCUGAAACUUUCAGCAAAAAAUAUUCAUUCAAGUCUAUUUAAUGAAUUUGACCGACUGUGAAGUGGGCAGAAUCUUGAUUGGUGACUGGUGAGCAAUACAGGUCAAUUGGGCCUCUUUACUAGGUUUCUAUGCAAGUUUAAAGUUGUGAUGGCAAGGUCUGGUAUUAGAUGAACUUUUAAUUAUUCCUGGGUGCACACUGCAUCUUGCGCUUUCUCAGGUCGAUAUGAACUGUGAUAUACAUUGUACAUUAUACAUUUUAAAAGAAUGUUUGAUGUUUUUACUUUUUGAUAAAUCUUACAAUCUUGUUUACAGAUGUGCAAAUUAAGGGAAUAUUGAGAUGUCGUAUGCAUUGAUAUUGUUUAAGAAAAAGAAAUGAUGUAAAACUAUUGAAAUAAAUAAAAUAUUCAAUAAACCA